This is a messenger RNA of Penicillium riverlandense, 756 nucleotides long. RefSeq lists its product as uncharacterized. The transcript is spliced from 2 exons. Lineage: Eukaryota; Fungi; Ascomycota; Eurotiomycetes; Eurotiales; Aspergillaceae. The coding region runs from base 1 to 756 and encodes 251 amino acids. The record is from RefSeq and is a predicted model, not a curated record.
AUGUCGAACCCAGAGAAAACCGCGCCGUUUGGUGCCCAGCCUCUUGACUUGGCAUCGCACGUUCAAGAUUCCGACUUACAGCCCGUCGUCAAGUACGGCCAAGUUGAACCUGAUGAUGGUCUCGAAGUCGUGUUUGAUAGUGGGCUCGAGGUAGUUCCUGGUCAGUACGUCUCCGACAAGUGGAAGACUUGCAGCUACAAACAAACCAAUGUCACACCUUCGCAUGAUGAGUUGCUGGAUGAGAACGCUGGCGCUACCGGUCAGCGUCCCGAUGAAGGCCUGCGGAUUCCCAGCCAACAUGAGUACAAACUGCACGAACUGCCAGUGGCUGGCGAACGAACAGCCUCUGACCGGAUCUGCGGCUGCAAGCGACGGUACUUCUGGAUCAUCCUAGCGGUAGCCAUCUCAUUUCUCGUCCUGGCCAUUGCCCUUGGCGUCCCUCUUGGGGUCGUUCUUCACAACAAAUCCCGCUCUGCUAGAAUCCAUGGUGUCCAUAACUUCAAGCGCGUCUACAAAGUCGACGGCAUUCACACAGUCCCCAUCCUCAACUACAUCCAAAGAUUCACCUACGACCACAGAUUCAUCUACGAUCACAGAUUCACCUAUGACCAAAGAUUCACCUAUGACCAAAGAUUCACCUACGACCACAGAUUCUACGACCACAUUUCUAUUAUCCUCUCAGACCUCAACGGAUGCAGGGACGGAGCUCGGAGAGACGACCUCUACAUCUACCACUCCACAAACGCCAACUUCUAG